AUGGAUAGACACUUUUUGGCACCAGACAACUAUAUCUCGAGCUCUAGAGAUCGCUCUCCUGUUUCCGAUACAGCAUCACACUCGACAUACGCAAGCACCGAGCCAUCCAUGCAUCCAAACAUUUGCACUGAGAGUGGACUACCGCUGCUUUUAUCUGAUCAGUGCUUCGUUCAGUCGCCCACUAUGCAGCAGAAUCAUUUCCAACCGACCUCAUUCCACACACUCCCUUCCGAUGCAUCCAACUUCAUCCCAUACCAAGCCGACACAAUACACCAUGUCAGCGAAGAGGACACGGGAGGUCUAUACUUUCCAUACAUCACACAGCAAGGCAUCGAAUCCAUACCUUCUCUAUCCACAAACGACCACACCACUCCCUUCGACAUCUCGGCAAGCUGUCUACCCAUAAACCAAUGGAUACAGCAACCAACCUACCUCUACCAAACCGACUAUCAAAACACCACCGACGCAUCCUUCCACUCGCUCCCAGAAGAUCAACCAACCGCCUUCUCAACCUCACCCCCUUCAACCAUCAUCCACAACUCUCCCAUAACAAACUACCACUACCAUCAUCACAACCACCACAAACAAGAUCACCAACAACACCACACCCAAACCCAAACCACCCACCAAGCCCCCUCCCCCUCCCCCCAACCUCAACCCUCCCCAAACAUCUCAACCUACGGCCACCCCAACCCCGACGGAACCUGGCGCUGCGCCUACCCAGGCUGCACCUCGCAAACCACCUUCCGCCGCGCCUGCGACCUCCGCAAACACUUCACCCGCCACCGUAAACACCUCUUCUGUCGACACGUCGGCUGUCCACAGGCCAGCCGCGGCGGCUUCUCAAGUUCCAAGGACAGAGCCCGGCACGAGGCGAAACAUAACCCCGGCGUGCUGUGUGAAUGGGACGGCUGUGGGAGGAUAUUCAGUCGUGUUGAUAAUAUGAAGGAUCAUGUGCGGAGGAUUCAUAAGCGGGCUUCUGCUUGA
Messenger RNA from Aspergillus wentii DTO 134E9, 987 nucleotides. Its product is annotated as putative C2H2 transcription factor. The record is from RefSeq and is a predicted model, not a curated record. Bases 1 to 987 code for a protein of 328 amino acids. NCBI's taxonomy places the organism in Eukaryota, Fungi, Ascomycota, Eurotiomycetes, Eurotiales, Aspergillaceae. The transcript has a single exon.